Molecule: messenger RNA, 1815 nt
Organism: Penicillium longicatenatum
Lineage: Eukaryota; Fungi; Ascomycota; Eurotiomycetes; Eurotiales; Aspergillaceae
Product: ATP-binding cassette family ATPase ARB1
Exons: 2
Coding region: 1-1815 (604 amino acids)
Molecular function (GO): ATP binding; ATP hydrolysis activity
Source: RefSeq, a predicted model, not a curated record
AUGGUUUCUGCCUCCAAGGCCGCCCGUAUGGCCAAGCGCGCUGAGGCCGGCGACAAGAAGUCCAAGAAGGAGGUUGAGGCCACCGGCGAGCAGCCUGCCACAACCGACGAGAAGAUGAAGGAGGUCGAGAAGCUCACCCAGCAGAUGGACAAGCACGGUCUGUCCGAUCGUGUCACCACCGGUGUCCUGUCCUCACUGCCGGCUUCUCGCGAUGUUAAGAUUACCUCUGCUUCCCUUGUGUUCCACGGCAAGGUCCUCAUCACCGACUCCACUCUCGAGCUCAACUUCGGUCGUCGUUACGGUCUGCUCGGUGAGAACGGAUGUGGAAAGUCUACCAUCCUCAAGUCUAUCGCCCAGCGCGAGUACCCUAUUCCCGAACACAUUGAUAUCUACCUUCUGAAUGAGGGUGCUCCCCCCAGUGACCUCGGUGCCCUUGAGUGGGUUGUCCGUGAGGCCCAGAACCAGUUGGCCAACAUGGAGAAGAAGGCCGAGGAUAUUCUUGAGGAGAACGGUCCCGAGGACCCUAUUCUGGAGGAUCUCUACGACCGUAUGGACAAGAUGGACCCCUCCACCUUCGAGAUGCGUGCCUCUUUGAUUCUGACUGGUCUCGGUUUCAACAAGACCACCAUCCACAAGAAGACCAAGGAUAUGUCCGGUGGUUGGCGUAUGCGUGUGGCCCUUGCCAAGGCCCUCUUUGUCAAGCCCUCGCUCUUGCUGCUUGAUGACCCCACUGCUCACUUGGACUUGGAGGCCUGUGUGUGGCUCGAGGAGUACCUGAAGAAGUGGGACCGCACCUUGGUGCUGGUCUCUCACUCCAUGGAUUUCCUGAACGGUGUCUGCACCACCAUGAUUGAUAUGCGCAUGCAGCAGCUCAUGUACUACGGUGGUAACUACGACUCUUACCACAAGACCCGCUCCGAGCAGGAGACCAACCAGGCCAAGGCCUACACUAAGCAGCAGGAGGAAAUCCAGCACAUCAAGAAGUUCAUUGCCUCCGCUGGUACCUACGCCAACUUGGUGCGUCAGGCCAAGUCCCGCCAGAAGAUUCUCGACAAGAUGGAGGCCGAUGGUUUCAUCCAGCCCGUCAUUCCCGACCGUGUCUUCACUUUCCGCUUUGCCGAUGUUGAGAAGCUUCCCCCUCCCGUCCUGUCCUUCGACGAUGUCAGCUUCUCCUACUCCGGCGAGUGGGCCGACACCCUGUACGAGCACCUCGACUUCGGUGUUGACAUGGACUCCCGUACCGCCCUUGUCGGCCCCAACGGUGUUGGCAAGUCCACUCUCCUCCGUCUGAUGACCGGCAAGCUCAGCCCCAUCGGUGGUCGUGUCAGCCGUCACACCCACUUGAAGCUCGGUCUGUACAGCCAGCACUCUGCUGAGCAGCUCGACCUGACCAAGUCUUCUCUUGAGUUCGUCCGUGACCGUUUCCCCGAGAAGUCCCAGGACUACCAGUACUGGCGUCAGCAGCUGGGCCGCUACGGUCUCAGCGGUGAGUCCCAGACUGCCAUUAUGGGUACCCUGUCCGAGGGUCAGAAGUCUCGUAUCGUCUUCGCUCUGCUCGCUAUCGAGUCUCCUAACAUGAUUCUGCUCGACGAGCCUACCAACGGUCUCGAUAUUCCCACUAUCGACUCCCUGGCCGAUGCCAUCAACGCCUACCAGGGUGGUGUUGUCGUCGUGUCUCACGAUUUCCGUCUGCUUGAUAAGAUCGCCAAGGACAUCAUGGUCUGCGAGCACAAGACUGUUCGUCGCUGGGACGGCAGCAUUGGCCAGUACAAGAAGUACCUCCGUGACAAGAUGGUUUCCGCUGGUGCUGUCUAA